Messenger RNA from Sporothrix schenckii 1099-18, 645 nucleotides. RefSeq lists its product as uncharacterized. The record is from RefSeq and is a predicted model, not a curated record. The coding region runs from base 1 to 645 and encodes 214 amino acids. Lineage: Eukaryota; Fungi; Ascomycota; Sordariomycetes; Ophiostomatales; Ophiostomataceae. The transcript is spliced from 2 exons.
AUGGCCGACGACGACGGGCGCGAUGCGCUCAACAUUCUCGAGUCGGAAAACAAAGAGGCCGUCAAGGACGAGGAGAUCUCGCGCAUUCUCGGUGCCUUUCGACUGGAUGCGUAUGCCGUCCUGGGCCUGCAGCCCGGUGUGACCGAAUCCGACAUCAAAAUCACGUACCGCAAAAAGUCGCUCCUCAUUCACCCCGACAAGACACGCAAUCCGCGCGCCCCCGACGCGUUCGACCGCUUGAAGAAGGCGCAGACGGAGCUCAUGGACGAGAAGCACCGCGAGCGGCUGGACGAGGCGAUUGCAGACGCACGCAUGCUGCUGAUGCGCGAAAACAAGUGGACCGCGGACAGCCCCGAACUCAAGACGGACGACUUCAAGGCGAAAUGGGCCGACAAGACCAAGUAUGUGCUCAUCGACAACGAGCAGCGGCGACAGCGGCAGCUGCGGGCGCAGAUGCAGGAAGAAGGCCGGGAGCAGCGCCGCGAAGAGGAAGAGAUCGAGGCGCGCAAGCGCAAGCGACAGCACGACCAGGACUGGGAGGCGACGCGCGACCAGCGGAUCGACAGCUGGCGCAAGUUCUCCAACAAGAAGUCGGGCGGCGGCGAGGGAGGCAAGAAGAAGAAGAAGAUAAAGACGUUGGGUUAG